Messenger RNA from Anastrepha obliqua, 1422 nucleotides. RefSeq names its product regulation of nuclear pre-mRNA domain-containing protein 1B. Gene Ontology annotation, biological process: mRNA 3'-end processing. NCBI's taxonomy places the organism in Eukaryota, Metazoa, Arthropoda, Insecta, Diptera, Tephritidae. Gene Ontology annotation, cellular component: RNA polymerase II, holoenzyme. The record is from RefSeq and is a predicted model, not a curated record. Gene Ontology annotation, molecular function: RNA polymerase II complex binding. The coding region runs from base 132 to 1223 and encodes 363 amino acids. The transcript is spliced from 4 exons.
AAACUGACAGCUAACAGCUGUCAAAUGUCGAUUUUCUUAAAACAUUAUUUUUCAUUGCACACGUACAUUUCAUCCAUUAGUUCGAAAAAUUUGGUAAAUAUUUUUAAUUAACGGGAGGAAUCUCGGUUAAAAUGUCGGCAUUUUCCGAGUCGGCUUUACUUAAGAAACUGGAAGAACUAAAUUCUAGCCAGCAAAGUAUUCAGACUCUAUCUCUGUGGUUAAUACAUCAUCGCAAACACCAUGCCCCAAUUGUGAAGACUUGGCUGAAAGAGCUGCAAACUGUUUCAGAAGGCAAAAAGCUAACGUUUAUGUAUUUGGCUAACGAUGUCAUACAAAAUAGCAAGAAGAAGGGUCCCGAAUAUGGUAAGGAGUUCUCACAUAUUUUGCCCAAAGUAUUUACGCACAUCGGUGAAACCUGUUCAUCGGACAAAUUGUUUGGAAGUCUCGGUCGUAUUUUGAAUAUUUGGGAAGAACGAGGUGUUUACGAUUCUAAACAAAUUAAAGAAUAUCGUGGGCGUUUGAAUAAAGAACAUAAAGAUAGUGCAGCAGCAACCAGUAGCGCCACAGCAGGUGAGAACAACACAAACGGUAGUCAUGGGGGCACCAGCAAGGAAAAGUCUGAAAAGCGUGAAAAACGUAAACAUGAAGAAAGCAAGACGAAAGUGAAACGGUCGCGUCCACAAGUGGCAGUAGAAGAAAAGCCUAAUAUUAGUCAAAACGGCGAUGCUACUCAUUUAAGUCCAUACCUACCAUUGGGUGAGCCCCCAGAGCCGGAAGAAUUGAUCAAGGCAUUAGCAAAUAUUGAGAAUUCUGCUUCAAGUGAUGCUGUUGUUCGUGAACGUAUUGCAAACUUGCCACCAGAAAUAUCUGAAAUAGGUUGUCUCAGUAAGUUGGAGGACAAAGAUGCAGCAAAAUCGUUGGCUAAACAGGUUAACGAAGCUGUUCUUCUACUGAAUGAGUAUAAUACACGGCUAGCGGCUGAAAUGGAAGAACGCACAAAAUUGGCUUCUAUGUUAAGAGACUUUCAAGCGGAACAGAAAGAACUUUUAGCUCAAGCUGAAAAACGUUUAGAAGAAUACAAACAAAAGCUUAAUCGAAUGGUUGCGGUACAGAAGGAAAUACGUGAUCAUCUGUCGAAUUUGCCAGACUUAACCCAGCUACCGGAUGUGACUGGUGGUCUAGCACCCCUACCUUCUGCUGGCGAUCUUUUUAAUAUACAUUAAUUAUUAUAAAUUAAUUGGUUGUACUGAAUGCUAUUUUAUUCUAAUUAUUCAACUGAGAACUACACAAAAAUCCUUUAAUUAUGUACAUAGACACCAAAAACUAAAAUUAUUGUAGAAUUUACAAAAGAAUUACAAAUCUUCAAUUACAUGAAAUUAUAAUUCUUUAAUAAAUAUUCCUUUAAUCUGGCUUAUAUAUGUA